Molecule: messenger RNA, 1626 nt
Organism: Puntigrus tetrazona (Sumatra barb)
Lineage: Eukaryota; Metazoa; Chordata; Actinopteri; Cypriniformes; Cyprinidae
Product: Galectin-related protein A-like
Exons: 4
Coding region: 128-577 (149 amino acids)
Molecular function (GO): carbohydrate binding
Source: RefSeq, a predicted model, not a curated record
GGUUCGAGGACUCGACGCCGGUCUCGCGCACUGCGAUGAUCAAUUCCGUACGUGACAGCUAUUGUCCUCGCGCUUGAAACGCAACACCUGCAGGACUAAAUUAAAGCCUUUCGCGACAGUCUAAAGAAUGACGGAUAAGGGGAACAUCCGAAACGAGGAGCACUAUGUUGGGGAGAUCAAAGGGGGUCUACGGCCGACCAUGAGGCUGGUAGUGAUGGGUAUUGUUCACAAGCAGCCCAAAAGUAUGGUAGUGGUAGUGGCAUGCCAGUCUAAAGGAGAAGGGGAUGAGGAAAUCGAGGGUGAUGUGGGACUGGAAUUGAAAGUGAACUUUUCAGAAAAGGCUGUGCUUCGUAACGCUCGUCUAUCAGGAAAGUGGGGAGCUUCAGAAACUGCCCUGUCUUUCUUCCCCUUUGCUCCAGGAGAAGCCUUUAAGAUGGAGAUUGUGUGCGAGCACCAGCAGUUCCGUAUUCUGGUGGAUGGGCAGCCGUUGUGUGGUUUCACUCACAGACUGACUCAGCUCGCAUCUCUCACUGCUCUCAGAGUCCACGGAGAUCUACAGCUCACCAAAGUGGCUUGAGCAAGUGAAGAAUUGUCCGCGAUGGCAUAGACUUUUCAUAGAAGCGACUUAGCUGAGGUUUUUUAGAAUCCUGAGCGUACUGUACACAAUUGUCUUAAAGUUCCAGAAAUUCAUUUAAAACAUUUAGAACUCAUUUCAGUUGGGUCUGUGUUUGUUUUGGUAGGCUAAUUGGCCAUUUUGUAAAGUUUCUCCAGUGAUUUUUAUUUGUAGUGGCAAAUUAGGCUAUUUAGGUUCAAUGGUUUCGCAUUGUUUGGACACAUUUGAAGGAGAAAAUCUAAAAGGAGCUGCGUUACCUCAUGUGCAACCAGCUUUAAUCAAUUCAGAUAACAUAAAAUUCUAACUAUGAAUGAUUUUCCAUAAAUUAGCUCAGAUAUAAGAUUUCCUUCAUAUAGUUUUUAUAAUACAUAAUGCUCUACUUAACGUUUUUGUUUGGUUUUGAUUAGAUAUUUAGUUUCUUUGGCUCUUUGAUACAGAAGCAAAAGUGCCUUCAUUUGUUCCAUUAGAUGCACUUAUACUCAGUAGAGGACUUUUGGUGUGCUUGUAACAGUAAUUGUUGUAGUUCAAAUUCAUUUGCAUUUACACAUUUGGCAGAUGCUUUUAUCCAAAGCAACUUACAUUGCAUUCAAGGUAUACAUUUGAUCAGUUCCUGCAUUCCCUCAGACCCAUAAUCUUAGCGUUAAUAGCGACAUUAUCUAGUUUUAGCUACAGGAAUGAAAAAUUAGAACAGAAUAAUUCAGGAUCGUAAGUGAAACAUUUUUUUUGUUUAUCCUUUGUUCAUUUGAAUGUACCGCAGAAAAGUUUUGAUGGCAUUAAGAACCUAAGGACUCAUAACUGACACCAGAAUGUUCACUUUAAAAUGCAAUUCCCUGCGAUUGUAUUGGUUUGAAGAAAAAGGACUCAAAGUCCAUCUGAAGCCUGUACUUGGUGCUGUCAAUCUACACACGUAAUGCUGCAAAAGAAGCAUGUAUUAAAAGCAAGGUUUACUUGAAUGUCUUUAAACAUCUAAUAAUUGCAAUAUGUACUGUAAACAGUAAACUUUUCUUAAAGAA